This is a messenger RNA of Limulus polyphemus (Atlantic horseshoe crab), 5234 nucleotides long. RefSeq lists its product as uncharacterized. The transcript is spliced from 4 exons. Lineage: Eukaryota; Metazoa; Arthropoda; Merostomata; Xiphosura; Limulidae. The record is from RefSeq and is a predicted model, not a curated record. The coding region runs from base 146 to 1396 and encodes 416 amino acids.
GGCGCAUUUCUUCGCGCCACUUCGAUGACAUCAUCCUGUUUGUCAGAUAUGAGUAGCAAAUAAAUACAGGAGAGUUUGCACCCCUUAACGUCGUCAAGCCACGUUGGUUUUAGUUGAAUGGUCUAGUGUUCCCCCGAGACUCGCUAUGCCUAACGUCUUCAACGCUGCCCUGAAGAAGCCCUUGGUGGUGCUGGCUGUUCCUGGAAUCUACCUGGUCUAUAAAAUCAACGAGCUCAAGAAACGUCAGCUAGAAAAAAACAGGAGGAAAGUGACAGAGAGAGAGUUAUCUCAUCUAAACCAUAAAAUAGAUAAACUGUUAGUUAAACUUGAGGAACAUGAGCCAGAAGUUGCUAGGUCACCUGAAGAGGAGUGUGCCAUCUGCAUUAAUGCCAAAGCUACCAUGCAGACGUUUCCAUGUGGUCACAGAGUGGUCUGUAGAAAGUGUUUCGUCAAGACCAUCCAGAUUGCUGUGUCGCAGCGGGUUCUACCUCUUCGUUGUGUGGUGUGUCGCACCAAGAUCCUCAGACUUAAGCAAACCAAUCACGGAUGGAGCACUCCUCUUCCUCAGGCGAAAUCUUUCGAGUCUGGCUCGCACCAGGAGAUUGCGCUGUUAACACCAACGAAUGCUUCUUCUGUUAACUUCGCUUCUGUCAGUGAGAUGUUGAAGGAACCAGAAGGUGUCAUUUCCUCUUCUAUACUGCUUGAUAAGUCGCGAUCAAAUUCGAAACCACCGAUUCAGAAAUACAAGAAGAACAAAAUCUCGGUGGCAACGAACCCUCCAUCUACACGUCGCAUUCCACCAUUAGGCCUUGCACCUCCAGGCAAGCCAGUCACCCGCUCACUUAAACCUGCUGCUACAAAGCAACAUCAGCCUUGGACGAGAGACCCGGAACGCCAUCUUUCUGCGAAUAACGUAGCAAUAGACGAUGUACCACACUUGCCAGGAAAGGUCGAAAUAUUGAAUGUGUCUAUACGUCCACCUCCAAGACACUGCAAGCGUCAAAACCAGGUGUCACUGAGUCGCUCUACUAUUCUCUUUCCCAUUCCAGAGCACGAAGAACACGAGCUGAUGCACGUGAAAGGAAAUGUUAAUAGUUCUGUUCGAAAGAUACCCGCUCAAGACAAACCUGUUAAAACUUACCUGCCACGUAGACAUAAAGUUUCAAAGCCGACCUGUCAGGAUAUCAAUUCCGAGGAAGUAACCAAGCAACGAGGUAAUAAUGAUCCACAAGGCAAGGCAUGCAAGCAUCAGAACAAGAGUCUAAAGUUUUCUAAGCCCGGCAUCGGUCAAAACAAAAAUCAACAAUCGAAGAUCAUUCCAGAAAAAAAUCUGCAGCGACCCAAAAUGGACCCUUUCCGAUUCCUGUUCAAAGCAUUCAGACAGAAACUAAAAUAACUAUGUUCUUAAUAAUGCUAAAAGCAACAAGGUGGGUUGAAUUGCUGUAUAGAAUAGCUAAACCAUUUCGUCCCUACUACGGACUUAGAAGACAGCGACAUCUGCAGGCACUUGUCACAAAAAAAAUAUAUAUUACAUUUUCAUCGAAUUUGAGAAUUGUGAAUAUGAUUUAUGAUAAUUUAUGCUAUGAUAUGUAAAAUUUUGUUUAUUUUGUUGACAAGAGUGCCUUAAUUUCUUAAUGUUCCAAAAAUUAAUUUAGAACCAAGACUUUUUUGUUUUUAUUCGUGUUUUUGAAAUAGCGAGGUUUAUAUCUUUUUUUCUUAACAUUUUAUAGAUUUUAUAUUUAUCCUCUCAUUUUUCUAUUUCUAGUCUUCCAUGAGGCUAAACGACAAACCGAGCCUACGUCUUGUAUGUAAUUUCUGAUUACAUGUAUCAGUUUUCUUCCUAGACUAAGAAGUAUUUUAUUAUAAACAUAUUACGAUUGACACUUAUUUUGCAUAGGUCUAUAUGUAACCGAGUAAUUUUCUCUUCAUAUUCUUAAGUACGUGCUUCUGUUUGGAAAAAAAAAAAACAACGUUGGUGAGACUUUUUAAAACGCUGAAGUCUAGAGUAAACAUUAAAUACUGAAGUCUAGAGUAAACGUUAAAUACUGAAGUCUAGAGUAAACAUUAAAUACUUAAGUCUAGAGUAACAUUAAAUACUGAAGUCUAGAGUAAACAUUAAAUAUUGAAGUCUAGAGUAAACAUUAAAUAUUGAAGUCUAGAGUAAACAUUAAAUACUUAAGUCUAAAGUAAACAUUAAAUACUUAAGUCUAGAGUAACAUUAAAUACUGAAGUCUAGAGUAAACAUUAAAUACUGAAGUCUAGAGUAAACAUUAAAUAUUGAAGUCUAGAGUAAACAUUAAAUAUUGAAGUCUAGAGUAAACAUUAAAUACUAAAGUCUAGAGUAAACAUUAAAUACUAAAGUCUAGAGUAAACAUUAAAUACUAAAGUCUAGAGUAAACAUUAAAUACUGAAGUCUAGAAUAAACAUUAAAUACUGAAGUCUAGAGUAAACAUUAAAUAUUGAAGUCUGGAGUAAACAUUAAAUAUUGAAGUCUGGAGUAAACAUUAAAUACUAUUUUGAAGUCGAUUUUACAUAUUUGUGGGGGGUCUUGUAAUAUACCUUUUAAAAUGUUUACGGUGUGACAAAGUAAAGACAAUUUUGAAGGCAGCUGUACGUGUAAGCAGCUGAAGGAUACUGUCAGAUACUGCCAACAAACAGUAGAUGUAGGUCAGCUGAAGGAUACUGCCAGAUACUACCAACAAACAGUAGAUGUAGGUCAGCUGAAGGAUACUGCCAGAUACUACCAACAAACAGUACAUGUAGGUCAGCUGAAGGAUACUGUCAGAUACGGCCAACAAACAGUAGAUGUAGGUCAGCUGAAGGAUACUGUCAGAUACGGCCAACAAACGGUAGAUGUAGGCCAGCGAAUGAUACUGUCAGAUACUGCCAACAGUAGAUGUAGGUCAGCUGAAGGACACUGUCAGAUACGGCCAACAAAGAGUAGAUGUAGGUCAGCGAAAGAUACUGUCAGAUACUGCCAACAGUAGAUGUAGGUCAGCUGAAGGACACUGUCAGAUACGGCCAACAAAGAGUAGAUGUAGGUCAGCGAAAGAUACUGUCAGAUACUGCCAACAAACAGUAGAUGUAGGUCAGCGAAAGGACACUGUCAGAUACUGCCAACAAACAGUAGAUGUAGGUCAGCGAAAGAUACUGUCAGCAGUAGAUGUAAGAUAGCGACGAAUACUGUCAGAUACAGUAAGUCAGUAAAGGAUACAUAACCAAUAGUAAAUGCAAGCUAGUGAAGGAUAUUGUCAGAUAUAGUGAACAAUAUAUAACAUGUUAGUAAAGAAUACUGUCAGUUAUAGCCAACAACAUAGAUGAUACUAUAGGAUAUAGUGAAGAAUCCAUACGAGUAUAGAAAACCGGUAAUCAUAGCCAAAGAUAUGUCUAACUCCUUGAAAUAUACUGUUAGAUAUAAUUAAUGAUAUAGGUAAGUUAGUAAUGGAUACUGUCAGAUAUAGCCAACAAUAUACGUAAAGCACAGAAAAUUACUGACAGAUACAUCUAAAAAUAUUUAAUGUCUCUUGGGGGAUAUUUUUAGAUGUAGUUAACAGUGUAAGUAAGUUAGUGAAUGUACUGAAAAUUUAAAACUAAAUGUACAUCACUAAAUCAUGCUUUCUGCCAUAACUAAGAAAAACUGUAAGGCACUGAAGGUUGCUAUUGGAUAUAAUCAACAAUAUACUUAUAUUAUCGAAUUACGUUGUAUGUUAUAGAUACGUCACAAAUAACGUGCCAAACGUCACCAUACGUGACACAAAGGUUGUCACAAAUAACAAAGUACAUUUAAUCCUAGUCUUCCCUUGUUUAGAGGAAUUUUGUUUAGGAAAAAAAUAGGAUAAAGGUAAUGUAGAUGUGUAAGGGGAAUUUCAUUCCUAUUGCACAUGAAUUAUAAACCUUUACUUUGAUUUUACUGUACCUAAUUCGUACAUUGAGAUUGGAAAUGAUUUAAUCACAAAUUGAUCUCAAUUUGGAUUUUUGAUAGUUUUUAUUCUAAGCGGGAAAAUUUAAACACUAAACAUGUUACGAGUGUUUUUUGUUUCUGUUUUCUGACAAAUAGCGAUAAUAUCAUCCGUACACAUUUCAUUAGGAAAGUUUAAUUAUUAAAAUAUAUAUUCUUUUAUCGGUCCAUUGACGGCUUGUUGACGCAUGCGCAGAACGAUGGACGCGUUUAUAUUUGUAUACCUAGGAUUCGUGACGUUAUGUAAACGUACUGAGUUAAGUUUAGGACACUUAUUGGUAGUAUACAGUUUAUUUUGUAUUUGUAUGUGACGUGUAGAAAAGAUUGUGGAAACUUCGGCAGCUAAGCCUAACACUUUAAGUUGUGCUUAACCCAUUCAGUCACGUCUCAAAGUCAAUGAAACUUCUUUGUUGUUGCUUUUUUUUCUCUCUCUCUCUGGAACGCUAGAUGUAUUAUUUUUCAGGUCUGUGCCUUAGUUUAAUGUAGAAUGAUUUGCUAUAUCCAGGGGAUUACAAACCCCCAUAGUAUUACAAAGUUGUUUUACUUGUGAGUUAUUUCUUAAGUUUUCUAUUGCUUGAUAGAUGGUCUUGUCUGUUUCAAUGAAGUAUAGAAAGUCCGAAUUCACACUAAAAUAUGAUUUCUUAAAACUUUCGAUAGAUCAAAAUUAUGAGAGUUCAUUUAUGUUGACAAAAUAUAAAUUUCUGUCCGGAAUGGUUGUUAAGCAAUAAGGUAAGUAUAGGCAAUAAACAAUGUCUUUAAAUAAAUGGGGAUUUAGAGAUAUGUCGUUUUUAGAUAUGAGUAUUCAGAUUGUAUGUAAAAAUUCGCUUUCAGUUAUUGGUGUUUUCAUGAUUCUUCGGUAUUGCGGAAGAUGUGUUUUAAGCUCUUGGACACAGAUUAGAUAUUACUAUACGUGAGAUGAAUGUCGAUUAAUGACUUUUAACAACUCUGCUCAAACUCGUACUCAUUUUGAUAAUGAACAGUUUUUUUAAGGACUGGGUAAGAUUCAAGAAAAGAUGUUUGAUGUGUCUUAUCACUGGAAUAGAUAUUACUUAAAAAAAAUAUAAGAAGUGACUUUGGAUAAUAAAACUUAAAUGUCGUGGAAAAUAGGAAAGUUUGAUGGAGAGUAGAACAUAGUUUUCAAACUUUCUCUCUAGAGUCUAGACAGAAACUUAGUCCUACGGGCAAGGUAUUAGAUGUGUCACUUUAUAUCCAGAAUAAUACAAAGUUCUGAGUUCAAGUUACAAAUGUAAAUUAUGAAUAAAAAAUGGAAAAACUG